GUCGAACUAGAAAGAGUCAUGAAAUGUUCCAUAACUUGUUUUCUAUACUUAUUGUUUAUUGUAGUUUAUUAUAUUUCUAAAUGUCAUUCCAUAGUUCCUAAAGCUUAUAAACAUCAUAAGACAGGAAUUUAUCAUAAUCUUGUUGAAGUGUUGACGUACAAUCAUUCAUACAAAAGCUGUUAUAUUUUAACGGAAGCAUUAAAACGUUUUGAAGAACGUCUCACAUUAAUAAAACAAUAUCCUAAAGUUCCUAUUUGUUUACCAAAUUCUACAAUCGAUACCAUCAAAAUAUCAAUCACUAGGGGAUGUAACGAGUCAAAUGGUGAAUUAUGGCCUUCUGAAUCAAUCAUUGAGACGUAUUCACUUUUUAUUUUCAGUAAGAGAAUAAUCUUAAAAUCCGAAGAAAUCUGGGGAAUAUUACAUGGAUUAGAAACAAUACUUCCGUUAAUUUAUAGAAGUCCACUAGAGACAAACAUGAUUGAAGGUGGUCUCAUUUGGGAUGAACCAUCAUUUCCCCAUAGAGGAUUUUUAAUUGAUACAUCUAGACAUUAUUUAUCAUUGAAAGAGAUUGAGAAAUUCCUUCGAGCAUUUCACCCGUAUCUUUUAAUCUAUACGCCGAACGAUGUGAAAUAUUUAUUAAAUUAUGCUCGUUUACUAGGAAUAAGAAUAAUGCCAGAAUUUGAUACACCAGGAAUAAGAUGAGUCAAUUGUCUCCGCGAUGUUCUUAUAUUCCAAGAGAAAAAUCUCCAUAUUCAAUAUCUAGUCUUGAUGAAAAUGAAAUAGAUGAAGUUCGAAAGAAUUUAGAUCAUCUUAAAUCAUUAUUGAUACAAGUUAAAUGUCAACUCAAUUCUUCACCCAAUGAUGAAGAUGAUGAUGAUAAUAUGAUUGAUGAAAGAUUGUUUCCAAACACUUCUACUGAAUUGAGUCUUUUACAGAUUACUGAAGAGAAUACUGAUGAACAUGAAGAAAAGAUUGAUGAUUCAUGUCGAAAUUUGCCUCAUUAUACUACAUUUUCUGUGAAAAAAUCACACGAAUAUGCCGUGAGAAAUUGGUUACUAUCAAAUUUUAAUCACAUUUAACUACUUAUAUCGAUAAUAGUAGUUAGAAACAAUUGUGUUAAUUAAUUUCUGUGACAUAAAGAUUAAGUUUGUUUUUUUCUUUUUAAAUGUUGGGGACGUUAGAUCUUCAGAACUCAUUUGGAAAACGACGUCAUUGUGUAAUUUUAUUUAGAAAAUUUUAAUUUUUUUUUUCUUUUCGCGUUCUUAUCACCUUCCUGUGGUAUUUCCCAGUUAAGAAAUAUUUUAAAUGCUGUUGGUUCAUUGUGUCUUUUGGUAUGCUAUUUGAAAAGACUCCACGAGGACGGUUUUGUGCUUUAUAUAUAUGUUUUGAUUUAUGAUUAUUGUUGUCGCUGGUUUCUACCUGUUUGCAAAAUGUACUUCCCC
Molecule: messenger RNA, 1442 nt
Organism: Schistosoma margrebowiei
Lineage: Eukaryota; Metazoa; Platyhelminthes; Trematoda; Strigeidida; Schistosomatidae
Source: the annotation of a GenBank genome assembly